UACCCGCUUGUUGUCGUCUUUAAUGCACCAAGCUGACCAAAUUUGUGGAAGUGAAAGAAGAUACUCUUAGCUAUUGUUGAAAUUUUUUUUUUCUGAUUCUGCCUGAUAAGAUACUGAUAUAGUUUUCUUGUGGCAGUAAACCUUAAGAUAUUUAUUCUACUUUAUAGUGUAAGCAUUUCAAAUGUUAGUUUUUUGAAUGAGGGCCUGAGUUAAGCGCUAGUUUUACUCUUGAUGACCUUAGCAUCAACUAGAUUUAGAUUGUUUUUCUUAUUGUGCAGGUUCAGUUCUCACUUCUGAUCUGAUGGUGUUUACUGUUGGUCACAUUGUUGAUUUUGAACUGAAGGAUGAAUAGAUGUCAAGUCCAUGUUUGUAGGUAAGAAGUUUUGAUGAUGCAUGUUCUCUAUUAAAUUCUCUUUCUUUUAUCCCCUUUCUCCGACAAUUCAAAUAUCAACUUGCAUAUUUUAUCCCUAGUAGCUUUGUAGCUGUUGGCCAAGUGGGCCAUAACAGCUAACUCAAGGUUAUAUUCUCGUCAUAGUUUACUCCUACAUUUCUGAAAAUGUAUUGCCACACGUCAUCUAUAUUUCAAGUCUUCAUUCCCAAAUUCUGAUGGUUUUUUUUCCUCAUUUUAGGUUAUAUGUGGUAUAUAAUUGGCUCGAUAUAUUUACCUUCGUCACUUGGUGUUGAAUAUCAAGUUAAUGCUUUUUUCUUUCCAAAUAUGCUGAAUUGAAAAUGGUGUUGCAGGCGCAUUGUGGUUAUUGGUUAAACCCUGUGUUCUCUUCAAAAUAGAGUAGCUCAGUCUGCUGUUUUGCAGUUAUAUAAGUUGUCUCUUUCGGGGAGAGCAAAGUAUAUGAUGUCUCUAUCUACUCACGGUCAAUUAUCCUCAGUUUGGGGAGCCGCCUUUAUUGUUUUCCACUGCAUCAUGUCCUAGCAUUCUAAUAGGAUGUUGCCGUUGAUAGCCUUGUUUCAUUUGUGAAAGUAAGGGCAUGUUGAUUUACAAUUUUGGUGUCUUGACCUCCUAAGAUUCAAGGCUUAAAAAAAAUUCAGUGUACUCUAAUUUGAAUGGUUAAUGCCAGGGUAGGUCCUGCAGAGAAUGGUGCUUUCUUUUAGCAUGCUGAAAGUAUGCCUCUUGAUGGAGUGCAUUUUGCGUCUCAACGGAACCCUGCACCAAUGUCAAAUGCAUUUAUUUCCUCAAGCCACAGUGUUGAAGUGUCAUAUUAUCAGCCAGAUGCUGCAGGCCCAUCUCAUGAUCCUUUUCUGCAUUCAUCAACAGUGGGAACCUUUUGUGCAGUUCCAGAAAAUCAUGCACAUGCUUCGUCUUCCAAUUAUGACAGACAGACGAUUAAUGGCGUUGAGGGUGACCUUUUUGAUCUUACAAUGGGCAAUGGAAGGGGGCCCCACAAGCGAAAAAGCCCUGGAGUCCCCUCUUCAUGUGAAGGGGGCAGUACAAGCAGGUAUUAUGGUGCUGGAAGUUCAUCGGAUCCCUCUGUGCCUUCCGAGUUGCGGCUGGAGAAACCAAAUUUAGAUCCUCAAUAUAUGGUCUGGGAAUGCAUUACUAUGACCCCUGGCCAUCGAGGCAAUCUCUCAAUUGGGCCUGAGAGUUCUAUCAGGAAUGUUAGAAGCAGGCCUGCACUUGAUCUAGAAAUCAACCUGUCUAGGACCCAUUUAUCUAACAAUUCUUCCCAUAAUUCCUAUCAUGCAGGUCACCCUUUUGACCAUUCCAGCUCAGUGGAUUUCUCAAGUCAAAGUUCUAGCGCUAUGACACAUAACUGGAGCCAUACCAGAACAUCUACUGCUUCUGGAAGGAUGCUAGUUUCGGAUGCUAAUGGUUAUACUCAUGAGACAAACCACUUCCUUGUUGGAAGCAGCAUACCUAAUGCUUCUGCAGAUGUUAGGGGAUAUCACCAUGAUUUCAUUUCAAGUAGAAACCCUGUUGUUCCUCAAAGUUUCCAUAGUGCCUCAGCACAUUCUGCCAGAGGCAUUCGCAGUAGCUAUUCUCAGAGACCUAGCCCAACUUUCAGGGCUUCCUCCAGCAGUUUGCGGUUGGGGCAUAUGGCACCUUCUGACGAUGGGAUGCCAUUGGUUGCCGAAAAUUUCUCAUCCAGACAACCAAGGCUAUUAUCAACUGCAGCUUGGCGUAAUAGUGAUAGGAAUGGGAGAUCAAGGAAUUCUUAUGAGAGAUACAGAUCGCUGCCCAAUGAGCCAAGUCUUCAUGAUCGAUUUUCAUCUGAGGGUUUUAUGGUUGUGGAUCGCUCAGCCUUUUAUGGAUCCAGAAAUUUGUUUGAUCAGCAUAGGGAUAUGAGGCUAGAUAUAGACAACAAGAGCUAUGAGGAACUACUUGCACUGGGUGAAAGGAUUGGGAGUGUCAGCACAGGUUUUGAUGAAGAUCUGAUAUCCAAGUGUUUGACAGAAACAGUAUAUAGUUCUUCAGGCCAAAGCGAGGAUGAAGGAACUUGUGUGAUUUGCCUGGAGGAGUACAAAGAUAUGGAUGAUGUUGGUUCGUUGAAAUUUUGUGGCCACAAUUACCAUGUGAGCUGCAUCAAGAAAUGGCUAUCAAUGAAGAACUUGUGUCCAAUCUGCAAAGCUUCCGCUGUGGCUGAUAACAUGAAGGAAUAAAUUUCAAGUACCUUGUCAACCAUUUACAUUUUUUUUUUAAUUAUCCAAAACUAUUUAUCAUUGUUGUAUAUAGUACUUGCUCAAAAGAAGAAACAGAUGAACUGAUUUUUCUAGGGAAUAUGUAAAUGAAUGCUAGUCAAUGUUAAAUCAAUUUGUUGGAGGUUCCCAUCUCAAAUUUGUGGAGCCUGAAUGCUGUUCCAA
Messenger RNA from Manihot esculenta (cassava), 2814 nucleotides. RefSeq lists its product as uncharacterized. The record is from RefSeq and is a predicted model, not a curated record. The transcript has 7 exons. Gene Ontology annotation, molecular function: ubiquitin protein ligase activity. Lineage: Eukaryota; Viridiplantae; Streptophyta; Magnoliopsida; Malpighiales; Euphorbiaceae. The coding region runs from base 1120 to 2613 and encodes 497 amino acids.